Messenger RNA from Zophobas morio, 4033 nucleotides. RefSeq lists its product as uncharacterized. NCBI's taxonomy places the organism in Eukaryota, Metazoa, Arthropoda, Insecta, Coleoptera, Tenebrionidae. Gene Ontology annotation, cellular component: cytoplasm. The coding region runs from base 74 to 4033 and encodes 1319 amino acids. Gene Ontology annotation, molecular function: protein binding. The record is from RefSeq and is a predicted model, not a curated record. The transcript is spliced from 2 exons.
UCAGCCGGUCAUCCUGAAUCAGUUGCGUUCGAGUGCGAUUAUUGGUUAAAUUUGGAACUUAAAACACAUCACAAUGGAUGAAUCAGAGAUUUUUAGAAAAAGACCCGGCACGACCGACAAGGGCAAGGACUACGAAACCAUGGUGAUCGCCAGCGUGGUCCUACACCUACUCACCAACGACAAAAUCAAAAACUUCCAAAUAUCGUCCAACGACAACGACUUCGACGACUUCGACGACGUAGUAAUCAAGCUCGAAUCGGACGCCGGGAUCGCAAUAAAAGCACUACAAUUGAAACACAGCGGUCGAAAAACGCUAUCCCCUGAAAACCUAAAAUCGAAAAAGGGGGACUUCAGCAUCCAGAAAUACUUCGAGUCUUUCAAAAAAAUCAAAAACGCUGCAGACGAGUUUAUACUUUUCACCAACCGGAAUUUUGACUUUGAAAACAAGGCAGGGUUUCAGCUUGAGGGAGAAGAGUUUUAUGUUAGACCGGCUAAAAUCGAGGUUCCAAACAACGGUUUGGGAAUUUCGAAGAACGUGAAUUAUGUCUACAAGUUCGAAAUUUUGGAAAACGAACAGACGUCUCAGAGCGUAGAUAAAAUUUGCGAUUAUCGACUAUUUUUUGAUAGACUUUAUCUCUACACCAAUCAAGACAAUUUUCACGCUCUUAAGCGAUCAACGUGCCAGCGAUUCAAAUCGACGUAUUCUUCGGACGAGGAGACGUUCCAUAGAUUCGUUAAAGUGAUCUGUGAGUGGAAUUUGGAAGAAGGAAAGAAAGAAAAAGUGGGCAAGAAAUGGGUUCAACUUAUGAUUGCGUUGCAGCUUCUUUCGUCCCACAUUGAACCUGUGUGUGUUGGUUCUGUUAAUGACAAAAUGAAGAUACUUCGGGAAGCUAUUUCUAGGUUUGGUAGCACCCGGUUUGGAAAAAAAUCGGCCCGAAUUGUCACACAGUUGUGGGGGGAUGUACCAAACGAAGACGUCGAUUUAACCCAAUUAAACAAAAUAAGAAAGUUAUAUCAACUAGGUAACGACUACAUUGACGUUGGUGAUAUUCACAACCUAGACCCAAAAUUGUUAGCCCAGUUGUUCUGGUUGAUGAAUAAAUCUCCAUUGAUAAUAAACGAAAGUGGAAAUGUCGAUCAAGCAUUGCACCUUUGUACCAACAAAAAGAUAAUUUUGCUUGGUGAGGGUCCAAGACAAGAGUUUCAAAACUUAUCAGACUUAAAAAAUAAAGUAGAGUCCUACGAAAAAGUAAUGCACAAUUUCACUAUAUCUCUACAAGGGAAAAAAGAACUCAAUCUAGUGACAGUGUUUGGAAGAAACGACGACUUUUUAGAAAAGGUGACAACAGACGACUUGAUAGAAAUGACAAACGGCCCACUUUAUAUAGACGGAAAAAAAGAAUCGCUGUCCGAAUCAUACAUCGACCGCUACCUAUCCAGAAACAUCAUCGACAUCAAAUACAUCGAAACCGUUGAUGAAAGCACUAUCAUUAUUCUGAACUGUGAAGACAAUUUUGAUAAAGUAAAAAGCAAGUUUAAUAACUGGACACUAAUUAGAAUCUUUGAUCAUGAAGAUAUUUUUGAAAAAUCAGACGUUGGUAAUAAAGUUUACCUAACUAGUAACAACCAUAGUCACCACCAGUUUCAAAAAAUCUACAACGAAAACACGAACUGCAGAAAUUUUCACUAUUUCAAAAUUUCGGGCGACGGAAAUUUGGAGUGGGUUUUGAGCAAAGGUGACGUGAGCGAUUUGAGAAGGUUCAAACUAUCCAACUAUUUUGCAAACGAAAACACCCUUUGGAGUGCGAAGCCAGAAAACCCGAUAAAUCUUAUUACCGGUGAUCCAGGAAUGGGUAAAUCCGAGCUGAUGAAAAGCCUGAAAAAUAAAAGUUUGCCGAAAUACUGGACCGUAAUCAUCCACCCCAAAGACGUCAAUUUAUUCUUCACGACGUCAACCACCUUGUUUGAAAAAUUCAUCGUCGACGAAAAAUCCGGCUCAGUCAGAACGCUGGACCAAGACAUUUUCAAAAUGUGUCUGAAACAGAAAACCAUUAUUUUUGUGUGGGACGCUCUGGAUGAAGUGUUCAGCGAAUAUUUGGACACCGUUUCAACAAUAAUCCUCCGGUUGUCAAAAAACGGGUUCAUCCAGUGGGUUACUAGUCGAAGACACCUCACCACGUAUUUGGAAAAACAAUUCAGUGUACUUUCACUUAGUAUAAGCAAGUUCGACCACCACGAACAACAACACUACAUUGAACACCGUCUUGCACCUUUCGUCUCUCACGAAGAAAUCCAGACAACCUCUGAGAAAAUUAAGUCAACUUUCGAGGUCAUCAAACACGUGGACAUCUUAGGCAUACCAUUACAAAUCUUCAUGUUGACGGAACUCUUCCGUCGAGACAAAAACAAGUACCUAAAGCUGUUAAACAACACGUUUCUGUUGACCGACCUCUACCACUAUUUCAUCCAAGAAACGUUUAAUAUUUUUUACGAAAACAAAAUGGGUUUUGAUCUUCGAAAUCCGUACUUGAUGAGCAGAAUUCGUAACGAACAGGAAAAAACCUUGAAGUACUACGAGAAGCUAGCUUUUAGGUUAAUCUUUCCUGGGUUUAUUCUACAGAGGUUGAAUAUUGAUUGUAAGAAGUUGGUUGGCAAAAUUUCCAAAAAUUUUGCGUCUGUUGGGCUUAUCACCGAAAUCCAGAAUAACGUGCCACGGUUUCUGCACGUGUCGUUUGCGGAGUACUUGGUGGCGUCUUAUUUUUCGAAGAACGUUGAAGAUAUACCCAGGGAUGUAUUUUUUUUUCAGAGGUACAACAACGUGCGUUUUUUCUUUGACAUGUUGUUGGCGAAAGAAUCACCAGCUCACGUUGCAGUGUUGUACAGAAAUUUUGACUUACUCAAAACGUAUAGUGACGACAUUCUAUGUGUUAAAGAUGCUGGUGGAAGAAGUGCGUUUCAUUUGAUUUGUUCCUGGGGACAAAGACAUCCACGUGUCAAAGUAACACAAGACAAUGGAAGGUACAUCCUUGACGAAAAUAGCAGCUUUAACGGGAAAUCAGAGGUGGAAGAAUAUUUAGACGCGUUAAUUUUUUUGCAAACUGAAGACAACACUUCAGAGUACGACCUGCUACUAGAAAUGACGCCACUAUCAUACGCCCGAAAGAGUGAAAGCUUGGGGGCAGAACUCAAACUCCUAGACAACCAAACGUCAAAACUGUGUCACCACUACCACAGAAUCAACGUUUUAUAUUAUUCCGCUCUACUUGGCUACGACCUAACCCAUUUACCCAUUUUCCAAAACCUGGACCCUUCCGAAACCAACUUUGCUACCAGAGACGAUGGUAACACCCCCCUGUUACUAGCUUGUCAACGCGGCCACACAAAAACCGUCCAACACCUACUAAAAUCCGGAGCUGUUAUCAACCUCCCCAACAACCACGGCUUCACCCCUCUCUACGUAGCCUCUCUCAACGGCCACCAAACAAUCGUUAACCACUUAGUACAAGCAGGAGCAGGAAUUAACUGCCCUGACAACGCCGGCUAUACACCACUACAAGUAGCGUCCCAGCACGGUCACGAAGCAACCGUGAGGUACUUAGUAACCUCAGGGGCUGACAUCAACCUCGCCGAAAAAGACGGGCGAACGCCCCUCUAUCUGGCGGCUAGGAACAGCCACGAAGACAUUUUGAGGUACUUGGUGGAUUGUGGGGCCACAACUAACUGCGCCAACUGUGAUGGUGUCACGCCACUUUAUUUGGUUUCGAGGAACGGGUACGAGAAGAGUGUUGAGUGGUUGGUAGGAGCAGGGGCUGAGGUUAAUCGAGCGCGACAAGAUGGUGUGACGCCGCUUUUUGUGGCUUGCUGCAAUGGUCAUGAGAAAAUUGUGGAGUUUUUGGUGGGGGCUGGGGCUGAUGUUAAUUUGGCGAAUGGGGAGGGGGUGACGCCGCUGGGGGUUGCUGCGGGGAAGGGGCAUGGGAGAAUUGUGGAGUACUUGGUGGGGGUUGGGGCCAAAUUUGAUUCUUCAGUGACGUGA